Serpula lacrymans var. lacrymans S7.9 is the source of this 450-nucleotide messenger RNA. RefSeq lists its product as uncharacterized. The coding region runs from base 26 to 196 and encodes 56 amino acids. The record is from RefSeq and is a predicted model, not a curated record. The transcript is spliced from 2 exons. NCBI's taxonomy places the organism in Eukaryota, Fungi, Basidiomycota, Agaricomycetes, Boletales, Serpulaceae.
GGAUGAAGCAAAUCAAGCAUGUAACAUGCUACACCCCAUCAACCCUGCGUCGAAUCGGGACAUUCAAUUGACGUAUUUGUCUACGGUAUCUCCACAAGAAACGGAUAGGCAAAGCGGCGAAGUGAAUCUUUUUGGGAGAUCUACAAGUGGUAAUCCCCCAGCAUACUCCGCGCUGAAUAUAUCAGAGCCCACUUAGGCUAAGCAUGCAGACUAUCAUCCAUAGUUUGAAAGAAUACAUCAAUUUAUGUGUGAAUUUGCAAUCAGAGAAUACACAAAGCAUCUUAUCCACUGAAAGCUGUGUAGAAACCUAUUAAAUAAAUCAAAUGAUGACAAAAAUCAUGAUCACUUCAGGGUACCAUGUGUUGGGGCAAAAUCUUCCAUGUUAAUACAGUUGAUUGUAUCAUAAUGCAUUGCCUCGUAGUGCAUAAUUCUGGUAAUGCAUCAACUUUU